Molecule: messenger RNA, 1818 nt
Organism: Cyclocybe aegerita
Lineage: Eukaryota; Fungi; Basidiomycota; Agaricomycetes; Agaricales; Hemipholiotaceae
Source: the annotation of a GenBank genome assembly
AUGGCCGCCCAAACUGUAUCUUACCCGUCCGAGUAUAAGGCUCCUCGAUACCCCUUCCUUGCGAAUCCCCCGCUGUCCGCCCUAAAAAAGCAGCAGCGACCCGCCCCUGCUGGUCCCCUUCCAGCCCCACCGUGCUCGCCACCCCCGGUCCCGGUCCAACUCCACCGACGCCGCUCGAACACGUACUCAAACAUCAUCGCUUGGGCCUCUCUGGUCCAGCCCGGCUCUCCUGCUCCUCGAUCCCCUCACCGUCGCCCUUCGAUCACGAGCACCACGUCGCGUAGACCCUCUCUCUCGCGUCUGAAUCGACGCCCCUCGAUCACACACGGACGUGCACCCUCUGGCCCCUUCGUUCACAUCGUCGACACGCCCACUCGCACCCACACCACCGCCUCCGUCGCCGACUUCGACCUCACAGCUCUCGGCUACACCUCUGUCUUCGUGCACCUGCCGAAGACACCCACCACCCCCUCGCCCUACCUCCGCCAGUACCACGCUACACAAGCCGCAGCCAACGGUGCCGCUAAGCCACCCACCCCACUCACAGCCAGCGCGUUCGCCCACAUCCCCAUCCCUCCAAUCCCCCAAGACGUCCCCGCACCCACCAAACGCCUCGGCAUGAAGCGAUUCCGCUCGCUCUCCAUCUUACGCCCCAAGAAAGGCUCCAAGAACACAGUGGCCCCACCAUCACCCACCAAAUCCACCAGGUCGACCAAGACCACCGCCACUGGCGCCUCCCGUAGCAAGCCUUCCACCACUGCUAUGCGUACGCGCUCGUCCUCACUCGCACAGGCCGAGAUCUGCGCCGCGAGUAUCGCGAAGCGCAAGCGCGCCAAGUACGCCUACGUGCGCCCGCCACCGCCGCUCGCGAACGAGCUCGCGCUGAUGCAGUUCGCGGACGGCGGGAGCAUGGAGUCGCACGUCAAGCGCGUGAUGGACGCUCAGGCCAAGGCCGCCGCGGGCACCUCCGGCCAGCUCGCUGGGGUUGCGGACGUGUACCGCGACGGCAAGGGCGGGGUCUGGUGGGACGCGGAUGAGGAGAUGGAGUACGCCCACCUCCUCGGCGGCCAAGACGAAACGGACGAGAUGGACUGGGAGGAGUUCGACGACGCCGAGGGCGAGCCGCUCGCGCCUUUCCUCGCCAACACCUCCGCAUCCUCAGCUGCUGCCAACAAAGAGAACCUCGGCACCUCAACGACCCCCGAAGAGCGGCGCGACAGCAUCUCCACCGUCGACUCGGACCUCGACCCCAAGUACCUCCUCCCGCUCCCCGAGAACGCCCCCGUACCCUCCUUCACCACCGGCACGCCCGACGACCACGUCCUCGCCUCCACGCGGAUCGGGGGUGCGGGCAUGAGCGUGCUCUCCCUGCCCGCCCGGCCCCGGCGCGCCGCCCUGCACCUGCACAAGCCGCGCUUCAUGCUCGACGCUGCGGCGUUUGGACCACCAAGAAGCCCUGGGAGCUCCAGCCCGAAGCCCCCUCGCUCGCCGCGGAGCCCAACGGGGGAGAGACCGAGGGGCCAGGCGCGCAGACGCCCUGCACCCCUCAAGCUCGCGAGCUCGGCGCAUGUGCGCGCGAAUGUGAAGGUUGCGCGGCGGGAGGCGGCGAACCAGCUCGUUGGCCACUCUGGGACGGCGGCAAGGCAGGUGCCCAGCCCAAGCGGUGCAGAGAAGGCGCGCAGGGAGUUCAUGGAGGACUCGUUCGCUCCUGCUGUGCCUGAGCCUGCACCUGCAUCGAUGGUCGUCGACCUACCACCAAGCAUAGCUUCGAGCAAGCGAUAUGGGAUGCGCGCUUUGUUCGGACGGAGGGGCAAUUGA